AUGCUAUCUUCUAUCUUUGGUUCGAUGAUGAACUUUUCCGCUAGAACUGGACUUCUGGGAUCUAAAACUAAUGUUUCAUCGCUCAUCCUCACCAGAAACUUGAUGAAAACACACAAAGGUGCCGCAAAAAGAUGGAGAAAAACAGCCAAUAGCUUCAAGAGGGGCAAGGCUGGAAGAAAUCAUGGUAAUGCUGGAUGGAGUAGGAACUCCCUUAAAUCAUUAUCUGGCAGGUCAUUAGCAGACUCCACACAUAUGCAUCGUUUAAAGAGAUUGCUUCCAUACCAUUAA
Kluyveromyces lactis is the source of this 288-nucleotide messenger RNA. It is a transcript of the gene MRP35, whose product is annotated as mitochondrial 54S ribosomal protein bL35m. The transcript has a single exon. Lineage: Eukaryota; Fungi; Ascomycota; Saccharomycetes; Saccharomycetales; Saccharomycetaceae. The record is from RefSeq and is a predicted model, not a curated record. The coding region runs from base 1 to 288 and encodes 95 amino acids. Gene Ontology annotation, cellular component: ribosome; large ribosomal subunit. Gene Ontology annotation, biological process: translation. Gene Ontology annotation, molecular function: structural constituent of ribosome.